Gadus macrocephalus (Pacific cod) is the source of this 2362-nucleotide messenger RNA. RefSeq names its product glucose-6-phosphate exchanger SLC37A4-like. The record is from RefSeq and is a predicted model, not a curated record. The transcript has 10 exons. Gene Ontology annotation, molecular function: glucose 6-phosphate:phosphate antiporter activity. Lineage: Eukaryota; Metazoa; Chordata; Actinopteri; Gadiformes; Gadidae. The coding region runs from base 419 to 1771 and encodes 450 amino acids. Gene Ontology annotation, biological process: glucose-6-phosphate transport; phosphate ion transmembrane transport. Gene Ontology annotation, cellular component: endoplasmic reticulum membrane.
GAGAUUUGAAUGAAAGGUACGAGCUUAGGCUACAGGACUUGUAACGAUUCAUAUCAGUGGUAGUUAUAGACAUGUUGCAAAUGUAUGUAUCGGUGUAGGCCUAGUUUAGGGGUCGGAUAUGCCUCCGAUCUGUAGGUGUUAUUGGUGUACUAAAGUGUAUCCUUGAAAAGUCGCAAACUGGCGCAGCGCCCACAAAUCACUUCGUCAUACGUGGAACACAUGAUGAGUUACUGUAUGCAGUGAAUGGAGAUGUUUACAUAGAUGUGCAUCUAAGAAACUUCGUAAUUAUGCUUUGUUAUCGGAUGCCGACGGACUCGAGUCCCACACUGAAUUGAGGAGGGGAUUUUGAUAAUUGUUCUGGUACACAGUGGCAGUACCAGCUUUUCUCUAAACCUAAACAAGCAAUACAACUGGAAUCAUGGGGGCCACUGGAUAUGGCUACUACAGAGUCACCAUCUUUAUCUGCAUGUUUAUUGGAUACUCGCUAUACUUCUUCAACAGGAAGACCUUUUCCUUUGUCAUGCCUUCUGUGAUGGAGGAAAUCGAACUUGACAAGGAUGACCUGGGCCUGAUCACUAGCAGCCAGACAAUGGCCUACGCCAUCAGUAAGUUCAUCAGUGGCGUCCUGUCGGACCGGAUCAGCGCCCGCUGGCUCUUCUCCAUUGGCCUCUUUGUGGUGGGGGGCAUCAAUGUGGUGUUCUCCUGGUCCUCCACAGUGGCCAUGUUCUCCCUGCUGUGGUUCAUCAAUGGCCUGGGACAGGGCUGUGGCUGGCCCCCCUGUGGGAAAGUCCUCCGCAAGUGGUUUGAGCCGUCCCAGUUCGGUACGUAUUGGGCGGUGCUGUCCUGCAGCAUGAACCUGGCCGGCAGCCUGGGCCCGCUCAUGGCCACCGUGCUGCUGCAGUACUACGACUGGAGGACCAUACUGUCCGCCUCCGGCAUCGUCUGCGCCGCCUUCUCGCUCGUGUGCAUCGUGUUCGUCAAGAAUGAGCCCACAGAUGUGGGCCUGCCCGCCGUCGAGGCAGCGAAGAAAAAGGGAGCGAAGGGAGGAAACAACGAAAGCACACUGCGGGAGUUCCUGACGUCCCCGUUCCUGUGGGUGCUGUCCCUGGGCUACAUGGUGGUGUUUGGGGUGAAGACGGCUGCCACAGACUGGGGACAGCUGUUCCUCAUACAGGAGAAGGGCCAAUCAGUGCUCAUGGGCAGUUCCUACAUGAGUGCCCUUGAGGUCGGGGGCUUCGUUGGCAGCCUGGCUUCGGGGCUCCUCUCUGACCGAGCCGUGGCACGGCAAGGUCUGGGCACCCACGGAAACCCUCGCCAUGGCCUGCUCCUCUGCAUGAUGUCUGGCAUGUUCGUGUCCAUGUACCUCUUUAGAGUCACCAUCACAGCCGAGGUCCCUGAGGAGGCCCCUCUUUGGCUCCAAGCCCUUCACCCUAUCUCAGUUUUGAUUGGCCUGUCGGAGAAGGAGAUAUGGAUCCUGUUCCUGGGUGCUUUGUUCGGAUUCUCUUCUUAUGGACCAAUAGCUCUCUUCGGUGUAAUAGCCAGUGAGAGUGCUCCGUCAAACUUCUGUGGAACGUCCCAUGCUGUGGUAGCUCUAAUGGCUAACGUUGGUGCUUUUGUGGCCGGACUCCCGUUCAGUACCAUAGCCAAAAAUCACAGCUGGGACAUGGCCUUCUGGGUAGCUGAGGUGGCGAUGGCCGCAGCCACUGUCUGUUUCUUCCUUAUGCGCAACAUGCGUACCAAAAUGGGACGGAUUGCAGAGAAAAUGGACUGAUAUUUUUCCUGGGUACAAUGUUUUCGAGUCCCCACUCUGAAAGCAGAAGCUUGGACUGCUGACUGCAAAACUAAUCAGAAAGAACCAACCACUGUAUCUUUGGACGACUCAUCCCAAGAAACCAUUUCAGAUCUUAUCUUUGUAUUAACAGACCUUGUAUUCAUUAUGUUGACAAACUAUUCAGUUCUAGAUGUUAAAUAACAGUUGCAAUAGCCACGUGAAACAACUUACAAUAUAUAACCAAUAUAGUAACUGCAGGUUCCACUGUUGUACCAGUUGCUGGUUGUUUGAUCACUUUAUUCUAAAAAAAAAGAUGUAAACACCAAACAGAAGCUUAUUUGGUGGACUUAAUUCACUGAAUGUAUGCCAUUCAUUGCUUAGUACGCUUUCAGUGAUACAUUUUCUUGAAGUUACAGAAUGUUUACUGAAGACUUAACUUUUUUUAUAACAUCUACAUAUAUGGGUUGAUGGAUGUUUGAGUAUAAGACACUCAAUACAUACACAUCUCAUUCAUUCUUUAAAAAAAAAAUCUGAAAAUAAGUUAUUUUUGUACAGCACCGUAUUGUAUUAAAAACAGAAAAGUCAACAGAA